Molecule: messenger RNA, 3483 nt
Organism: Lichtheimia ornata
Lineage: Eukaryota; Fungi; Mucoromycota; Mucoromycetes; Mucorales; Lichtheimiaceae
Exons: 17
Coding region: 1-3483 (1160 amino acids)
Biological process (GO): nuclear-transcribed mRNA poly(A) tail shortening; mRNA processing
Cellular component (GO): P-body; PAN complex
Molecular function (GO): protein binding; nucleic acid binding; poly(A)-specific ribonuclease activity
Source: RefSeq, a predicted model, not a curated record
AUGGAAAGUACAUGGUCUCAAGUACAGAGCAUAUGCGAUCCAGCCAUUGAUAAUGCAACUCCUGUAACGGCAUUGUGUUGGGAUCCCUACUUUGAGCUUCUUUGGGUGGGCAAUGACAACGGCCGUGUCACCUCGUACUAUGGCAAAGGUCUUCAACGAUACACGUCUUUCAAAGCACACAAAAAUGAGCAGAUUCGGCAGAUUCGACUUACCGAUCGAGGCAUUAUCAGCAUCAGUCCAAAGAGUAUACAAAUGCGUGACCGACGUGGUCUCGUGAGGUUCAACAUUAGCAACGAGCAGACGACCGAUUUGCAUUGUAUGACGACCAAGACACUCACCAACAACAGCGAGCUUCUGGUAGCUGGUCAACAGGAAGAGAUGCUCGUUAUCAACAUGGCACGUGGAUCCAUUACAUCAACUGUACCUGAUACAUCCAACAUUGUGGUGAUGAGGAACAUGGCAAGAUCUAUAUGCUGUGGAUCAUUAUCGGGCGAAGUGACUAUGCGAGAUACGAGGACAAUGCGAGUUGAACAAAGGAUACAGGCUCAUACGGCAACGCUCUCUGAUCUUGAUGUAUCUGGAAACAUUCUUGUAACAUGUGGAUUCUCACAAAGACAAAAUUCCCUCGUCAUUGAUCCAUUGGUCAAAGUCUAUGAUGUUCGCAUGGCAGCACGAUCAUUGGCACCCAUUCCUUUCCCUAGCGGCCCCAUGUUUCUUCGAAUGCAUCCCACUCUCAGUACGACGUGCCUUGUCGCUUCUCAAUCCGGUCAAUUUCAAAUGUGCGACGUAUCCAGUUUGGCAAUGGGCUCUUAUGCACCACCAGCACAGUUUUUCCAAAUCCAAAGCUCCAGCUAUAUUACUGCUAUGGAUAUGUCAAGCUCUGCUCAAACCUUGGCAUUCGGCGAUGGUGCAAGUUUCGUUUACCAGUUCGCUGACACUGACAACUUUGAUAUCAACCCCUAUUCCAUGCCAUUGACAACACCCGAUGCCGUUCCUCAACCCAACGUGGCAAUGGCCGAUGAUAGUCCUCUCUCAUCGGUAGGUAUGCCCUAUUACACGGAGCCAUUGUUAUCUACUUGGACCACACAUUCAGUAUUCGAAGCCGGCUGUCCACCGCCCCAGAUUGAUGAUGAAAUGAUACGCAGCAUGAAAAAGAUCGAUUUUGUUGGAUACGCACCCAAUCCUGGCAACAUGCGACGCAAUCAGGCACCCAAAAAGAAACGCACCACCAAAGAAAAGCGCGAUGUUCCCAAGUUUCGAUCAGAGCAAGAGCGUGAAUUAUUAUCCUCCAGCAAUGUCAUCUUGGAUGAACAAGGCGAACCACAUCAUACCGGCCGACGAUCUUCAUCCGUGGGCGAUUUACACAUCAACGAUCCAUUCGCUCUCACUAUGCCAAAACAUUACCAACGUGUGGAAAUCCAGUACAGCAAAUUUGGUGUUGAGGACUUUGAUUUUGGCUAUUACAAUCGUACAAGAUACGGUGGUCUCGAGACACACAUCAGGAAUUCAUACUGCAACUCUCUUUUGCAAAUGCUAUUCUUCGUCAAGCCGCUACGCAACGUUGCCAUUUCUCAUAUCAAGACAUCUUGUCCCCGAGAGCAUUGUCUCUUAUGCGAGCUUGGAUUCCUUUUCAGAAUGCUUGAGGAUUCCAAAGGACAGAAUUGCCAGGCAACCAACUUUUUGCGUGUCUUUAGUACAUUUCCACAAGCUGAAGUCCUAGGAUUAUUGGAACCAGAAACACCCGAUCACAAGACGUCUUAUUCGAUGAUGAUUCAAACGUUUAUGCGAUUUCUUUUGGAACAACUACAUCAAGAGAUUGAUCAAAUGAGGGAUAAUCCAUUAAUAUCAUCAGCAUUAUGUCUCGACAACACCAGCAAUGACCCUGCUUCCUCGUCACUUCCACCUCCAUCCGUGAUACAACAAAUCUUUGGUCUUCAAACGCUUAACCAUAGCAAAUGCAGCGGCUGCAACCAUGAGCUUUCACGAAUCACGUAUCCAUUCGUCAUUGACAUGCUAUAUCCAAAGAAGGAUCAAAAGAUGCGGAAGCGAUCAUUUACCAGUAUCUUAAAGGGAAGCAUGUAUCGAGAGAACCAGACCAAAGCAUGGUGUAUCAAUUGUCGACAAUAUCAACCCAUGGCGAUCAAAAAGGUCAUCCAGGCUUUACCACCUUCGUUGUUGAUCAAUUCGGGUGCUUUCAAAGCAGAGGAUACUGCCAUGUGGCGACAAAAUGGACCCAAUAUGCCCAAGAAACAGCCAUCAAGCGAUGCUGGUAGUCAAGAAAGCGAUAGUGGCACCGACACAAAUGCACAUCAAUCUUCAUGGGUGCCAGAAAGGUUUGGUGUGUACAUCAAUGGCACAGAGAUUGUUCUCAAGGCAUUGCCACGAGGAAAAGAGAUACCCCCAGAAUUCAACCAGUCCCCAAAGAUGUGUGCCAUCUAUGAGCUUUCGUCUACAAUUUUGCAAGUCAAUGCUGAUGAAGAUGAAUCGCACCUUGUUGCUCAAGUGAAAGUCCCUGAUGUUGAACGAGACAUGGAUGACAAGAGCCCCUGGUACCUCUUUAAUGACUUUUUGGUUCGGAGGAUUCGAAAAGAAGAAGUGCUUUCAUUCAAAGGAACAUGGAAGACACCAUGUGUAUUGCAGUAUCGACGAGUGGAUAGCGACGAGAUAUUGGAUUUCAGCUCUCUUCCAUCUGAAGUGGAUUAUUCGCUCUUGUUUGAAGAUCGAUCCAUUGCAAAGAAUCCACCAGAGAAUCCUUUACAUCGCGUAUUAUCACCAACAGAGAUGCCUCGCAAAGGCACGUUAGUUGCGAUCGACGCUGAGUUUGUUGCCUUGAACCAAGAAGAGACCGAGAUUCGUAGUGACGGCACCAAGUCUUUGAUUCGACCAAGUACUUUGAUGCUUGCUCGUGUUAGCGUCAUUCGUGGCGAAGGACCUGACGAAGGUGUACCAUUUAUCGAUGACUAUAUCUCAAGUACAGAAAAGGUGGUGGAUUAUCUUACAGAGUUUAGCGGCAUACAUGCCGAGGAUCUGGAUCCGAACACAACACGACAUACAUUGGUGCCUCUCAAGAUCGCAUACAAAAAGUUAAGAAUGUUACUGGAUCUGGGAUGUAUAUUUAUUGGCCAUGGUCUUGCAAAAGACUUCCGUACCAUCAAUAUCUUGGUUCCUCCUGAACAAAUCAUUGACACCGUUGACAUUUACCACAUCCGAAAUCGUCACAGGAAAAUAUCACUACGUUUCCUUGCAUGGCACUUGCUCGAACAAAAUAUCCAGUCUCACGGCCAUGACAGUAUUGAGGAUGCUGAAACGGCUCUCAUUCUUUACAAAAAGUAUCUCAAAUAUCGGGAAGAAGGAAAGUUUGGCCAGGUGCUUGAGGAGAUUUAUGAAGCUGGUCAUCGUGCCAAUUGGUUAAAAGGAACUCGCGAGACGUUAUCACGGACACCUAGUGCCAUCUUAUCACCGAAUCCUAGUCGGCCCACCUAA